AUGUACUCGACGCCCUUGAAAAGCAGAAUUGACUAUAAUAACAAUACAUUUGCUGGAUCAACUCGGGUGCUGACGGGAGAAGCUGGUAAUUAUAGUAAAGAUGCAAUGAAUCACUCCAUGCCAGUUGUUUUGAGUGGUACGUCCAAUGGAAUAUUGGGCUCCACGACUGCCGGCCCCGCCGGCAGUACGGGAUUUGGUCUGGGCGGAAACGGGUUUAGUUCCUUGAAUGGGACUAGAUCUGCCAUUGGAUCCACGGCCAUCAUGGCUCCAGAUCUCACGAAUGUGACAGAACAUCUGAGAGUUAGUGGACUCGGCAGUGCAAAGCCAUUAGAGUUGGCUAGUCAGUACAUUGAGCAUUUAGAAUGUCGCGAUGCGAAUACGCCAGUGUUAGACGAGCGUUCGUACUAUAAUAAUGGUGUAAAUUACAAUUUUAGCAAGGAAGUAGGAGGACUGGGAGCAUUUACGCCCUUCGAGAGGCAACAGGUCAUUCACAUACCAGACGAAAUUUUGAAAGAGGCAGCGAAGACAGAAAUCAAGAGUGACAUGGGUAUCUUCCCAGAGAUCAAUCGUUGUUGGAUUACAAUAGACAAUAAGUUGAUACUGUGGAAUAUUGAAGAUAGUACGGACUAUCAGUCCAUUGACGAAAUCAAACAUACAAUCUUAAAGGUUGCAUUGGUUAAACCAAGGCCGGAUGUUUUCGUAGAUUAUGUUCAACAUCUUUUACUUAUAUCAACACCUUUUGAUAUUUAUAUUUUGGCAGUAUCGUAUCUCCCAGAGACAGGCGGGCUGAGCGUUUUCAAUACGGGAAUGUCCGUUUCUGUUCAUGGGCUAGAUAUAUCCGAUAUUGCAUGUUACGAAAAGACAGGGCAAAUUUUCUUCGCAAGCAAAACAAAAGGACUAAAUAUUUGGGGUUUACUUUAUUCAGGCUCUGACGAUUGGUUUAAUAGUAAAUGCAGUAAAGUUUGUCUUACCCAAUCGGUAUGGUCCAGUCUAUUACCCACAACUAUAACAUCGAAAAUACCUGGUACAGGUUUUAUUCAGUCACUUUUUGAAGAAGACUCCAAAUAUGCCCAAGAAACAAUUGUUCAAGUAACUAUCGAUCAAUCUCGUGGUAUUCUAUAUUGCUUGUCCUCCAAGUCAAAUAUCAAAGCUUAUUACAUUCAUGGUAAUUCCUUGGAAGGUCCAAUGACUAUUGAGCCUAGCUAUAUCAAACGAAUUAUGGGUACCACGUCCGCUAGGGAUGCGGCAAUCCUGGGAAAUAAAUAUUUGAAGAUUUCAAAAGUUGUUCCUGUAACAUUACAAGAAAACAACAACCUUUUCCUGGUUGCUAUCACCAUUGGCGGUGUUCGUCUGUAUUUCAAUGGGUCUAUCGGUAGGUCCGGAAUUGAAGCACUGAGGUUAGAAUCUGUGAAAUUCCCUCCAAGUUCAGUAACUCCAGAGGUUAUUCAACAGGAGUUGCAACAACAGCAACUAGAACAGCAAAAGAAAAAUUUACGUUUUUACUCCAAUUUAGGCUCCUCAGAAUCUGUUCUGUUGAAAUUUCAAAAGAAGUCUUCUGUACUACUAGAAACAACUACUGCAAGUGACAUUAUUUCUCCGGGAAUCUUUUUCUGCUCAGUCAAGAAAUCAUCAACCAGUGCUAGUAAUAACAAACAAGGAAAUAACAAACUGCCUGAGAAUAUCGCAUCAGAAACUAUGCCAGUGCAAAACCCAGUUGAGCAUAAACUAUUUGCCAGUGUUCCUGAUUAUGGUAUUUUGAAAAAUCAUGGUAAAUACAUUGAGAAUACAACCUUGUUGGACACAACUGGUCCUAUAAAAGGAAUUUUUCCUUUAACAGCAACAUUCAAUGCAACUCAAAAGCCUGAAGGUUAUGCGAAUGAGUUCGCCACUCAGUAUAAUGCUGAAAAUCUAAAAAUUGCAGUUCUAACAAACAAUGCCAUUGAAAUCUACAGAUAUAGAACACCUGAUGAAGUGUUUGAAUCUUUGAUUGAUGAUCCUUUACCAUUCUUAUUGAACUAUGGUGUUCCUGAGGCUUGUUCAACAGCUUUAUUUGUAACAUGCAAAUUAAACAAAUCAGAAGCUUUGAGAUCGGCUGCUUUAACCUUUUUCACAGUGGGAAUUCCAGGAAUCGUUGACAUAAAACCCACAUAUAAGAAAUAUGUUGUUUCUGCAGUUUCUUCUCUCUUCAAAAAGCCCGGCUUAGAAGUGACUCCUCAUAAGUCAAUCAACGGUUCCAAUCAGAUAACUACAGGGAGGGCAUUAACCGCCCAAGAAAAAGGUAACUUCGACUUAGAUGAUGUGGUACUAUCUGCUAGGUUCUAUGGAAUUGGUCUUCUAAUUACCAGACUGUGUAGAGACAUUUGGAGCAGAAAUAUUUUUACUGUAAACAGUGAAGCAGAUACUAAUAUAACUAAACAGCAGAUUGGAUCUGCGCAAGAGAAAAAUUUGAUUAGUGGAAUCUCCAUCUCAAAAUCUGACGUUGAGUAUUAUUUAUCAUCAAUAUCAAUCAUAAAUGAGUUUUUUACCACAUAUGGCAAUUCUCUAACGACUGUUUAUCCUUCUGUUGCAGGGAAUUCAGACGGAACCGGUAAAACUGUUGACAAAUCAGAGGAAGUUGCAAAUCAAGCUGAAAGCAUUGCUAUUAAUUCUAUGAUAAGACUAGUUCAGUCAAUCAUGGAGGCGCUUUCAUUUUUGAAUGUACUAUAUGAGGAAAGCGAGGUUGAAGGAUACGAACAGCAAUAUGUAGCAUUCAAGGAUAUUAUCAAGUUUUUGAAUCGGGAUAUUCAAACUGCUUUGUCCAAACUCAAAUUCAAGCACCUAUUUGCACCAAAUGAAAAUGUUAAAACGCUUGUGAGAGAGAUAUUAUCUUCUAUCAUUAAUAGGAACAUCACAAGAGGAGCUUCGAUUGAAUACACAGCUACCGCCUUACAGGAGCGUUGCGGAUCUUUCUGUUCAAGCAGUGAUAUUUUGGGCUUCAGAGCUAUAGAGCACCUGAGAAAAGCGAAAGAAAUAGGGCUGAGAGAUAAUGAGACUUUAAGAUAUCACUUAAAUAAUGCGGUAAAAUUAUUUGAAAGAAUUGUUGAUCACCUUUCGAUGGAAAAAUUGAAGGAGGCUGUAUCGAUUAUGCUUGAACUUAACUAUUUUCCAAAGACAAUUGAAUUUUUGUUGAACAUUGCGAACUCAAUAGAUAAGGCAAAAUUAGCAUAUCAAUAUGUUUCUGAUGGCUACCUGGAGCAUGAUGGUAGGAAAGUGUUUUACGAGAAACGUUUGAUAAUUUAUGAUCUAGUAUUUGAAACUCUAAUUAGAGUAGAUGAAAUGGCAGCAAAGAGUACCUCAACGAUCGUUGGAAAUAUAAGCGUCUCAAAUGAAAUGAUUGCUUCGCGAGAAGACAGUUAUUCAGUAGCUUUAAAAUAUAAUGACAAGUUAUUUCAUUAUAAGCUCUAUGAUUGGCUAGUCUCUCAGAAAUCAGAAGAUAAAUUAUUACAAUUGGAUACUGAUUUUAUACUGCCUUAUCUGAAAGAAAAAUCUAAGGAAUCGUUAGAGAUAUCCAAUCUACUUUGGGUAUACCUUUCAAGAAGAUCGAAGUUUUUUGAGGCUGCUGAGAUUCUUUACUCUUUGGCAGGCUCUGAUUUCACAUUACAGUUGGGACAGAGAAUAGAAUAUCUUUCCCGUGCCAAUGGAUUUUGUAAUGGUGAAUGUCCUCUGAGUCAAAAACAAAAUAUGGUACAGUUAGCUGAUAUGAUAUCUGAGAUUUUUGAUGUUGCAGCAGUCCAAGAUGAUUUGCUGUCUUUGAUAAUUACUGAUAAUAGAAUUGAUUCAAAGGUUAAGGAUGAGUUGAUAGAGCAAUUGGAUGGAAAGAUCCUACCAAUUAGUGAUUUAUUUAAUGAUUUCGCUGCUCCAUUGGGAUAUUUCGAAGUAUGCCUAGUAAUAUUCAAGGUAUCUGAUUUUAGAAACCAGGAAGAAAUUAUGGCCAAAUGGGAAGAACUUUUCAAAUCAAUGAGAAGAGAGUUAGAUGAAAGUGGCAAAAUUGAAGAUUCCUUAAACUUUAUCAACCUUUUAUCGAAUGUCACCAUAAAAGUUGGUAGACAAAUACAUACAUCAGAAUUUGUCUUUCCAGUUUCGGAUCUUUUCCCAAUUAUUACAAGCCUGUUCUAUGAAGCAUUGCCUAAUGAUCAUAUAAGAGAUGGUUCCAUCGCCUCAAUUUUUAUUUCCGCUGGUGUAAGCUACGGUAAAUUGUACUACAUUCUAAAAGGUCUUAUUGAGACCUCAGAUUCUUCAAACACAUCAUACCAGAGAGAGAUGUUAUGGUUAUUAAAGGAAUGGUAUAAGUGUGAUAGAAAGCUCAGAGAUAUCAUCAAAUAUGAUGAAAUUACGAAACUAAGCGAAUAUACAAUCGAAACAGAUCCUAUUGAACAGUACACAAAGAGAACAGGUAACAGUAUAUGA
Messenger RNA from Zygotorulaspora mrakii, 4446 nucleotides. RefSeq names its product Nup170p (gene NUP170). Lineage: Eukaryota; Fungi; Ascomycota; Saccharomycetes; Saccharomycetales; Saccharomycetaceae. Gene Ontology annotation, cellular component: nuclear pore; nuclear pore inner ring. Gene Ontology annotation, molecular function: structural constituent of nuclear pore. The record is from RefSeq and is a predicted model, not a curated record. Bases 1 to 4446 code for a protein of 1481 amino acids. Gene Ontology annotation, biological process: protein import into nucleus; RNA export from nucleus; transcription-dependent tethering of RNA polymerase II gene DNA at nuclear periphery. The transcript has a single exon.